Molecule: messenger RNA, 4755 nt
Organism: Pimephales promelas (fathead minnow)
Lineage: Eukaryota; Metazoa; Chordata; Actinopteri; Cypriniformes; Leuciscidae
Gene: stox2b
Product: storkhead box 2b
Biological process (GO): regulation of transcription by RNA polymerase II
Cellular component (GO): cytoplasm; nucleus
Molecular function (GO): RNA polymerase II transcription regulatory region sequence-specific DNA binding
Source: RefSeq, a predicted model, not a curated record
GCAACUCUGACUAAAUAAUGCAACGUACGUUUGCAGUGCAUGAAAGAGAGAGAUCCUGUCACGUUCUCUCUCCGUUUGCUGCCAUUGAGUGAUUGGCUGUGUUCUCUAACAGCUGCGCUAUUGCGCUCCUGUCAGGAGAGGUAGGGAGGGAUGACAGCGUGACAGAGCGAGAGAGAGAAAGGGAAGGAGGGAGGGAGAUCUCCAUUCACCAUUUCACACUGCUCCCCGAACCCCUUUUUCCCGCUCGCGCUGCCGUGGAGGGAUCUCUUUAAUUGCAUUCCAGAGGAAUUUCUCUUGCAGCUGGUGCUUCGACUGACAGGAACGAGUGGGAAUUGUGAAUGACUCCGCCUGGAGGAAGAAGGAUUUUUGGUAUGAAAAGUGAGAGAGGAGACUCAACUCUUUUGUCAUUCGUCGCUUGCAGAUAAGGGACUCCUCGUCCUCAUUUCUCACACACUCUUUACGGCAACGUUUCGGCUGUCUGGGGAGCUUGCGAGCCAGCGUAUGUAAAUAAAGCGGAGUGUUUCCAUAGGCUGGGCGGACUGCCAGAAAGUGCGAGAGAAAACCCUGAGGGUUUUGUGGUGAGAAGCUCACCCUGACUGGAUCAACAAGUCUGGAGAGGGACAUCUCCUCAAACCAUCAGCGUGCGCAUGCAGAGAGGAAAGUCAGACAACACACUCUGGAGAAAGACCAGAAGACGGACUGUUCUUCUACGUGCUUUCACUCGCAUCAGUGUUUAUCUUGGUCGCGGACUAUAGAAUGCAUCAGAAAUCUCCCAAGUCUUUCAACGCACCCAAGUGGGAUUUUCUGUUAUUUUUCUUAACAGAUUGAGCGGUCUUUUUCCAGGAUUGGAUUUGAAUCAGAGAAGGGGGAGGACUUGGAUCUUGUGUCUCCUAUAUAUAUAUAUAUAGACACCCUCUGCAUGGUUGAAGGACCCCUGCCCUGCACACGAAGACAACAGCCUGAGGUUUCUGGUCCUAAAAGUCUAACUUGUUUUUGGGGGUUUCUUUUGUCUCGACGGCUCUGCACUAGUGGAUUGAAGCUUGGCUGAAUUGAUCUUUUGUCUGAAUCUGGGGUUCUUCUCACGGUGGAGCCCCCCACUCCCGACCCCUCUGAAAUCCCCUCCUUCCAACUCUCCCACAUGAGUCCCCUCGUACCCUUCCUCCCUCCACUCCCACACACCUCCUCGUCUUCCGUCCACAUGCCGCUGCGAUCGCGGAGCAUGUGUGAGUAGUGUGCCUCUGUUUGUGCGUGAAGCCAGAAACCGUAAGCCAGGAUUAGGUGCGUGGAGGGUGAUGCGUCGCUGGAUGCAUCUGCAUCUGGCGGAUUUAGGAUCGGGAGGACCCGAAACCAUUCCUAAGGGAUUCCACAACCUCUUCACAACCCAAACAUCUGUGAUCAUUUUCCUGACUGUUGGAUGAAGAAAGGAUCGAGCCGUGUCCCGCCAUGUCCGAAGUGGUGUGAUCUCAAGAGCCGCUGCGUUUAUCCGGGCUCAUCAUGAAAAAGACACGCAGCACCACUCUGCGCAGGGCCUGGCCCAGUUCCGAAUUCUCGGACCGUGCUUCGGAUCGCACUCGGUCACGGAGCGAGAAAGACUACCGGCUUCACAAACAUUACCCGAAACACUUCAUCUCGCACUCCCCUAGAGGAUUCCUGAUUGCAGGUGAUGUGUCUCCUAUCAGCAUGUCUCCCAUCAGCCAAUCCCAGUUUAUACCACUGGGAGAAAUCCUGUGCCUGGCCAUUUCUGCCAUGAACUCGGCCCGUAAGGCCGUCACGCAAGAGACUCUCAUCGAACACCUUGCAACAUGCUUCCCAGGCGUCCCCACUCCAAGUAUGGAGAUUCUGCGGCACACGCUCAACAUGCUGGUCCGAGAGCGGAAGAUCUAUCCCACCCCGGAGGGUUACUUCAUCGUCACCCAGCAGACAUACUUCAUCACGCCUUCCCUCAUUAGAACUAACAGCAAGUGGUACCACUUAGAUGAGAGGAUACCAGAUCGCAUGCAGCAGCAGCAGCCAUGUACCUCACCUCACUCGGGUACCAUGACACCCUCCACGUCCGGAUGCGUCCGGGAAAGACCUCACCACAAGAACCAUAGUGAUUCCUACAACAACAGCUACCGGGAGGACCUAGCACACAUACCUAGCACACAUACCUCAACUUUACAGAGAAGGUCUAAAGAGCAUAAAGAGGUUUCUCCUGUGUCUCCGCCCCCUCAGCAGCCAUCAGAGAAGAGUAAGAGUUCGCUUAGUUUUCCAUUUAAAACCGAGACAAACAGUAAACACAAAGAUGGAAGCAGCAGCAGUGGGGAGAAGCAGUCUAAGAAGUUUGGACUAAAGCUCUUCAGGUUGAGCUUCAAGAAGGACAAGACGAAACAUCUAGCCACGUUUUCCGCCCAGUUCCCACCUGAGGAGUGGCCACUGCGGGAUGAGGAGACACCCACCACCGUUCCCAGAGAGGUGGAGAUGGAGAUCAUCCGUCGGAUCAACCCGGAUCUUACGGUGGAGAACCUUGCUCGCCACACAGCCGUAAUGAAGCGAUUGGAGGAGGAGAAGGCACAGAGGAACAAAGCGAACUCCUCGGCUCAGCAGAGUGCACGCAGCAAGAGGAGCCGCAGCCAUCGAAAGACCCAGCAGGGCAAGGCCUCACGUUCCCAUAGCAAAACACGAGUGUCCAGGGGGGAUCCGUCUGAAGGAUCCAACCUGGAAAUAUCCUAUGACCGGGAUUACAGAUUCUACAGCUCCUCGUUGGUACGUUCUCCACGCGAAACCAUGAUGUCCAUGGAGCGGAACAGGGGGAAGUAUAUGGUCCACAGCAACCCCAAUAUUGUGGAGUCUCACUUUACUACCGCUCCAGAGUGGGAUGUUUCGGGGGAACUGGCAAAGCGGCGGACAGAAAUGCCAUUCCCAGAACCCUCGAGGGCGCAGUCACAUUCCAAAGUCCACCGAAGUCAUAGUCAUACACAAGAGAGAAAGUCACGAAACGAGAGGUCGGACAAGGCCAAAGAAAGGUCACGCUCCAUGGACAACUCCAAGGGACCACUUGGUGGUCCAUAUUUAGGUGGCCCGGAGGACUUUGAGUGCAGUCCCGAUGACAGGAGUCGGUACUACACUGACGACGGUACUUUGAGGGCAUCUGCGCAGGCGACCCACUAUUCCCGCAUCUUGCUCUCUGCUGCUAGAUUACACUCUGACGUUUGUGUGCCUGAUGUUGGAAGAGGAUCCUCGGAGGAUGCUGUGCUUUACCGGACUCUGGAGAAGAGUAAAAGCAGGGAUAGUCUUCCUGCUUACAAUGACCUGAAGUCUUGCUCUCCCAAAACACCUGUGGAUGACUAUUUCCAGUGCACUGCGGCAAAUGAAGUCUCUCUCUCUGCCCCAUCAUCUCUUGUAAAACCCAGCCAUGACUUUACGGAUAGUGUCUGGAAGGGGAUCUCCUCUGACCGAUUGACACCUCAUCUAACACCACCUCACCCUAUAGAAUAUAAAGAAGAGACAGCCAAGGGACAAAACACUACUCCUAUAGUGACAACCAGCCAAACUCCCGAGCAUCUCCCCAAUGAACGAUUGUUGCACCAACACAAUCCUGACUCAGGUGACUUGGACAAAAUGCCAGAGGUUUACAGUCAAGAGACUUUGUUUAAAUCUCCAGACUACGUGGAGAGUAGCUUCUCAAGGCCAGGUACGAUAGGUAGGUCCCCUCACACCAAGUCAGCGGAAGUCCUUGGGACUCAGGAGCAUUUCGAUAAACCUCUACCACUGACCGUGCCGCCAUCCUCGGCUCAGGAGCAGGCUUCAUGCGCAGAAACCACCUUUGACUAUUACAAUGUGUCGGAUGAUGACUCGGAGGAGACUAGUCAUAAGAACCGGGUGGAGCAGAAAGUUCUAGAAGAGGGAGGGACAAUGCAAUGGCUGCUGGAACGGGAAAAGGAGCGGGAUUUGCAACGGAAGUUUGAGAAGAACCUUACAUUUCUAAGUCCCAAGGAAGGUGAGGGGAAUAACAGCCAAAAAUCGGUCCAUUCUACCCGAUUGGACAGUAUGGACUCCAGCAGUGUGACUGUGGACAGUGGAUUUAAUUCCCCACGCACGCGGGAAAGCCUUGCUUCGAACACCUCGAGUAAUGUGGAAAAUAGCAGGCGUCAGAACAUGGCUUUGAGUCCAGGACACAUCGUCACCAAAAGACCCCCGCCGCCCUACCAGCCCCCCAGCUUCCGUACCAUCCGUGAGCCGCCCGCCAACCGCACGGAGAAACAGGCCUCCAUCACCAGCGUGUAGUGAUGGGGACCGCUAAACUGAACUUCACCAGGACUGUUACAAUCUGACAGGCAGGACCUUCUGAGCUCGUGUGACGCCUGUUCCAGCUGACAUUUCAAAUUGAGACGCGUUUCAGAAAACGCAGGUCAUCAUGAUUCACUGGAGGUAUCCACUUUUUUUAUAUUUGUAACAAAUACUGCUGCAGACAAACACGUCAGUUCAUUAGGACUCAAUUUACGCGGAUCUGCGAUCAUGUUUGGGAUGAAAUCCUUGAUCAAACUCAUUUGUAGGUGUCCUUAAUAGCUUAAUGUAUCCACUACGGGUCUUAACUGUCUUCUGAUCCAAACUUGGCUGCGUUGCCUCUGCCUAUUUGUUCAUCGCUGUGUCUAGUGCUCAUUCUGUACGCUCAGGUCCCUCUGAACUCUACUGACUUACUGGCUCAUAACUUCUAGGCCACGAUAAUCUGAACAAGUUCAUCUCCUUGUGUAUCGUCCACUGUCCUGCGAUUUU